Messenger RNA from Ochlerotatus camptorhynchus, 1282 nucleotides. RefSeq lists its product as uncharacterized. Bases 35 to 1282 code for a protein of 415 amino acids. Lineage: Eukaryota; Metazoa; Arthropoda; Insecta; Diptera; Culicidae. The transcript is spliced from 5 exons. The record is from RefSeq and is a predicted model, not a curated record.
AGACGCACCGUCGUGUACAGUUUAAAUUUAAAUCAUGGUCUUCUACAAAGAUGAAAUGCACGCACCAUCGUGGUUGGAUGGCGCAUUUUUCGAAAAAGUGCUCAAACAAUCGGAAAACGAUCACGAUCUAUCUGUAAGCGAGUGUACGUUUAGUCCUGGAUCGAACGCUGGGGAUCAUAUCAUGAGCGUAAUUGUACGGGCAACUGUCAAAUAUCAAAGCCAAGGAAAGCCAUGUGAAACCUCGUUGAUUAUCAAAACAAUCCCGGACGAGGCUUGUGAAAGGCGGGAUAUUCUGUUGAAACAUGCACCACUCUUCGACAUGGAAACCAUCGUCUACCAGACCGUAGUGCCCGAGAUGGAAAGGGUGCUGCGAACGAUUGGAGCUGAUACGGAAUUCGGACCGAGACUUCUACACUCUUCCAAGGAUCCAUCGUUGGUAAUGGUGUUCGACGACCUAGUCAAACGGGACUAUACCAUAAAACCCGGCCAGUUAAACUUUCAUGAAGCAAAAAUCGCGUACACUAAAUUGGCUCGAUGGCAUGCGGCGUCAAUGUUUCUCGCCGAUACGGUACCAGCCAUCAAAGCACCGAAUAAAGGUAUGUUGGUCAUGACAGAGUUCGCCAAUGCAAAAUGGACGGCCUGUAUCGCUCUGUUAGCCAGAUUGUCUCACAGUUGGCCUGGAUGUGGAGUCUACAGUGAACAUCUGGAAAAAUUCAAAAAAUCAUUCGCCAAGAGGAUCCUGGAUAUCUAUACUCCCAAAGACUCGAACCCGUUCAACGUCUUCAACCACGGUGAUUUUCAUUUCAAAAAUAUGAUGUUCAAUACAUUUGAUGGAAAUACAAACGAUAUGUUAUUGCUCGACUACCAGAUCUGUACCUGGGGCACUCCAGCGAUUGACAUAAUCUACUCACUCUACACAGCGUUCUCUGUUGAUACAAGGGAUAACCAUCGAGACGAGUUGAUUAAAUUCUAUCAUGAUGAGCUCGUAUCAGUACUAACCAAAUUGGAAUAUCUAAAGCAAAUACCAUCAUUGAUCGAUCUGCAUGUGGAACUUUUGAAAUGUGGUCAUUUGGAACCAUUUUGGUCGUUCACACUUCUCCCGCACAUGCUGGUACCUAUGUCAGAGCUUGCUGAUUUACAAAAAGAUAUCCAAGAUGGAGUGGAUUUAUCUGAUAUUGAAAAAUUGAAGAAAAUCAAAACUGCUUUGUUUCAGCACCCCAAGUAUACCCAUAUAAUUAAAAGAUAUCUUCCAAUAUUUGUGCACAAAGGAUUAUUAGAUUAA